AUGAGCAUCCAAAGCUUGCCAGUGGGCGGUGUUCCUUUCGGUCGGCCCGGGAAUGAGGCGAGACAACAAGUUACCGAAGGAGAUCCAACAGCUUCCUUCCCCUCCCCCGUGCCUAUUUCGCAAUCCGAAGGAAAUAUCAAUGCGCUGGACACCGCUGGACACAAAUCCAUCGAGCCAUAUGGGAACGAUCGCGAGAAUCGUCCCAGAGCCGUAACCUUCGCCAGCCGUGUGCGCAUAACUUCAGGCAUACGAAGAAAAGAUCGUCCUGGGCCUGCGGAACGAUCAGACCCAAAUGCCAGUGACCUCCGCGACCAAAGUUCAUUCACACCCAACUACUUGUGCUCUCGGUCUAGUUCACGAGCAUCGUCGGCCUCUUCCUUUUCCGUUGCAUUGCGUCCUCCCGCAGCCACCGCUCCCCAGUUAUAUACGGUGCCCGUCAAGACCUCCCUCAGUGCAGUCAUGGCUUCCAAGGAUGCGAAUCAAUUCUUGGCCAAUUUACGGGGUCCCCUACAACGCGUGAAACGUGCGAACCGUUCUCCUCGCCCCCGUUCCCCUGAAUUUUCUUCCCCUGGACAAGGGGAACGUGACGACAGAGUCGUAUACGAUGAUCGGUUACCGCUCCUCAACAACUCAUCUCAUGAAACAAUAAAAGGUGGUCUCACCUCCACACGACAAUGCCAAUCCAUACUACGGAACCGAAAUACAACUUAUGACGCGACAUCCCCUCCUCUCGGUCGUAACAUCUAUUAUGACAACUUUGACGAUUAUGACGAUGACCCUACUUGCUCUGGAUUUACCUCUUGCCUCACCUCUAUGUGCGCACAACGCUCUUCCUUGUGCAGUAGCGGAAAGAGGAAUGACGAAAAUAGCGUCAUCUCCAAUUGA
Molecule: messenger RNA, 885 nt
Organism: Cantharellus anzutake
Lineage: Eukaryota; Fungi; Basidiomycota; Agaricomycetes; Cantharellales; Hydnaceae
Exons: 3
Coding region: 1-885 (294 amino acids)
Source: RefSeq, a predicted model, not a curated record